Molecule: messenger RNA, 2360 nt
Organism: Hevea brasiliensis (rubber tree)
Lineage: Eukaryota; Viridiplantae; Streptophyta; Magnoliopsida; Malpighiales; Euphorbiaceae
Product: zinc finger protein CONSTANS-LIKE 9
Exons: 5
Coding region: 338-1582 (414 amino acids)
Molecular function (GO): zinc ion binding; protein binding
Source: RefSeq, a predicted model, not a curated record
ACACACACAGGCCCACCCAUUAUCUAUCCAUCUCUUCCUAUUUCGUUCUCUUUUUUUCUCCAAUUUUUUUUUUAAUUUUAUUUUAUGCAUUAGAUAGAAGAGGAAACUCUCAGAGACUGAUUUCACAGAUAGCUUUCUCUGUUCUAUGAUUUCUUUCUUCUUCUUCUCCUUGUAAAUCUUAUACUAUAAUUGAAACCACUUUUGCAGAUCUUGUUUCUUCAUAUGCUUGUAAAAGCCCUCAGUGGAAUUGUGCUGCAUCAAAGAAGCUGAUUUUCCUUGGCUGACAUCUGAUUUUGGUUUGGAUUUAAACAGUCUAGAGAGAAAUCUAAGUUGGAACAUGGGUUACAUUUGUGAUUUUUGUGGGGAUCAGAGGUCCAUGGUCUACUGCAGGUCGGAUGCUGCAUGUUUAUGUUUGUCGUGUGAUCGAAAUGUGCACUCAGCUAAUGCUUUGUCCAAAAGGCAUUCACGAACCCUCGUAUGUGAAAGAUGCAGUGCACAACCCGCAUUAAUUAGAUGUGCUGAAGAGAGGAUCUCUCUUUGUCAAAAUUGUGAUUGGAUGGUUCAUGGCACCUCUUCCUCAAUUACCAACCAUAAAAGGCAAACCAUCAAUUGUUACACUGGCUGUCCAUCAGCUUCUGAACUUUCUUCAUUAUGGUCGUUUAUUUUGGACUUCCCUUCUGUUGGUGAAGCUACUUGUGAGCAGGAGUUGGGAUUGAUGAGCAUCGUUGAAAAUAGCUCUAGUAGGGCUUGGGGUCCUGAGAACACAACUAACCAAAAUGCAUCCGGUACUGUUACUGUUGAUGAGGCAGAUAUAGCUAAAUCAGGUGUUUAUGGUGGAACUUCUUCAGUGCCUGAAUUAAUCUCUAUGCCAAACAAUCCAGAGCAGCCAGUGGGAUCUGUAAAUGCGCCUUUGCUAAAGUUAUGCUGUCCUGGAACUAAAGGUCCCGCACUUUGUAAAGAUGAUGAUCUUUACAAGGACUUCAAUAUGGAUGAAGUGGAUUUGAAUCUUGAAAACUAUGAAGAACUCUUUGGUGUUACCCUCAAUAAUUCAGAAGAGCUUUUUGAGAAUGGUGGAAUUGAGAGCUUGUUUGGGUCAAAGGACAUGUCCGCAGCCGAUUCCAACUGUCAGGGUGCAGUGGCUGCUGAGGGAUCGUCGGUUGGACUGGUUAAUGCAAUGCAGCCAGCAUGCAGCAAUGCAGCAUCUGCUGAUUCCAUGAUGAGUACUAAAACAGAACCAAUCCUUUGUUUUACAACAAGGCAAGGGCAUUCAAGCCUCUCAUUUUCUGGCCUUACUGGAGAGAGCAGUGUUGGAGAUUAUCAAGAUUGUGGAGCUUCUUCAAUGCUUUUCAUGGGAGAACCUCCAUGGUGUCCCCCAUGCCCGGAGAGUUCAUGCCCAUCAUCUAACCGAAGUAAUGCUGUAAUGCGAUACAAGGAAAAGAAGAAGACACGCAUGUUUGAGAAGAAAGUGAGGUAUGCCUCCCGCAAAGCAAGGGCUGAUGUAAGAAGACGCGUGAAGGGGCGAUUUGUCAAAGCUGGUGAUGCUUAUGAUUAUGACCCACUGAACCAAACCAGAAGCUGCUGAGAGUACAAUUUUUAUACAUGUUUUUAGAAAGAAAAACGAAAAAAGAAAAAGGAAAGAAACCGAGGCUUAUUUUGAGAGAAUCAAUUUUUAUUACCUGAACGCUGGCUGACAUUGAUGCAUGAUUUUCCUUGUGCAAUGACAAGCUGUAUGAUUGUAUCACAGGGAUCUAGGUCAUCAUGAGAAGAAAAAGGUGAUGUAAAAGAGCUGGUUUCUGGUGCUUCGCCAAUAAAGUUCGGAUGCACAAGUUUCCAUCAACAUCAAGGAAAACUGUUUUCCACAUCAUCCAACAAGGCCACAUGGAUUGCCUCGCUGUUAAAACUACGACCUCUGAUUUCCUUUCCACUUCCGCGAACAACUUGUUCUGUCCAGUUCUUCACUAGGAAAGGAAAAAUAUUUAAUUAUGCAACCAUAGAAAUCUCACUGCUCAUAAUGUCGACUAUUACUCUCCUAGCUUCUUGCCCUGGUCAUUUGUAUAAAAGGCGGCUCCCACGGCAUGGUGGGUGACUGCACUCUCAGUUGCAUGACGAACCAAAGAUCUUGCAGUUGUAAAUCUUUAUUCCCUUUCCUUUUGUUUUCCAUUGGAUAUGUCUAGUACAGAAUCUAUAUAUUAGAUGAGGGUACAUCUGGCCCAAACAGUUGGUAAGAUCAGACAGAAAAACUUGGAGUUGUAAAUUUUCCCUUUCUUUUUCUGUGGACACAUAGAACAGGAUGAUCAUGUAUGCUGGUAAUAGGGUAGUUUCUACUGAUAAAAUACAAGUAUUUUAUGUGUUAUAGGUUA